Messenger RNA from Phanerochaete carnosa HHB-10118-sp, 3463 nucleotides. RefSeq lists its product as uncharacterized. Lineage: Eukaryota; Fungi; Basidiomycota; Agaricomycetes; Polyporales; Phanerochaetaceae. Gene Ontology annotation, biological process: DNA-templated transcription; regulation of DNA-templated transcription. Bases 37 to 3273 code for a protein of 1078 amino acids. The record is from RefSeq and is a predicted model, not a curated record. The transcript has 9 exons. Gene Ontology annotation, molecular function: zinc ion binding; DNA-binding transcription factor activity, RNA polymerase II-specific; DNA binding.
GGCACAUCGUACCAGCAGUCGUACCCUGCCAACCGCAUGCACGGCUACAGCCUGCACAGUCCCCUGGACACACACGCGCACCAAUCGACACACGUCCUCCCCCCGCUACAGGACGACUAUGACGACGGAGAGGAUGAUGGGCUGACUGAGCUGCCGUCAGGGGUCAGCUUGAGCGGAUACACCAGCGCGGGUCUGGAUAACUCUGGAGGGAUGCAGGGGAUGUCAAAGGCAGGGGACAAGCAGGUGCGCCGACGGAGCAGCAAAGCAUGCGACCAGUGCAGGAAAUCCAAGUGCAAGUGCGAACGCACCAGCAUGCAAGAGCCGUGCAAGAAUUGCGUGCUGCUCGGCACACCCUGCACCUUCCUUGGCCCUUCGCGAAAACGCGGUCCCCCCAAGGGCUAUAUCGACGCCAUAGAGGCUCGGUUGCAUCAGACAGAAGCACUCAUCGGGAUUCUCAUCUCCAGCAAGGAUAGCCGAGCCAAGACGCUACUGGAGGAUCUCAGCGAGGACCCGCUUGCCAAAGAUAUCAUCGACCGUGUCAACAACUCGUCGUAUGGUCACAAGGGCCGGAAGCGAGGCGCGACGACGAACACGCGAUCGAGACCAGCCCCAGUCGAGAGCAAGGGCGGCGACACUCCGGCCCUUCAGGCGACCCACCCCUCGAGCGAAUGGCAAGACUCACUCACGGCUCGGCUGGACGCGCGGGCAGCCCAACGGAGCACCUUGGUUGAGAACGGCGAAUCCUUCGGCGAAACCGACAACGGGGGGCUCCCGCCGCUUACUUACCCUCCUUCGCCUUCAGAGUCCGGCGGGUCUCAGUCAGAUCGCAGGGCACCCCUUACUGUUCCAUCAUCAGAUUCUCGUCCCACUUCGUCUGGGGCCGGCGCCGACGCCUCGCUUUUAGCCUCGGCGGAGGCGGCCGCCGGCGACGAGCACCGGCGACAACGGCGGCGUGUCGAUCACGAGAGCGGGGCCCGCUCGCCGUCCAGCACCUCGAUCUCCGGCCGUUCGCAGUCCCCUGCCCAGUACACCUGCCUGCCCCCUCACCCUGCCCUCCUUCCCAAGCAGCCCCCUGCGUCCGCGUCUCACAAGGCCAAAUCGGCGACCCCAGAGGCCCCAGACCUUGAGAUCGAGGGAUCCAGCGAGGAUGAGUUUUACGGCUCUGGCGAGGACGAGCUCGCCGUCGCCGUCGGCCAGCUCAGCAUGAACGAGGACGACCAAGUGCGGUACCACGGCAAGGCCAGCGGUCUGCACCUCUUAGGCAACAGAGAGCGUGAAGACGGCCGUAACGAGGGCGGCAUCUGGCGCUUCCCGAAGGCUCGGGUCUGGCCUCCUCUCCCACUUACCGCGCGGACGCCUACCAAGGGCGAGGAGGACUUCAUCGUCCGCCUACCUCCGCAGGAGGUCCAGGAGCACCUGCUCGAGCUGUACUUCAGUUACGUUCACGCCCAGCUGCCGAUCAUUCACAAGCAGACCUUCAUGGAGAUGUUCCGUGCCCGCAAUAUUGGCUCGGCCAGCUCGCCCAUGUCCGACGCCUCGUCGCCUCCCCCGUCGCAGUCUAGCGCCGGCGGCCGACCCCAGCGGAUACCGACCUUGCUUCUACUGGCGAUGUUCUCAAUCGCUGCGCGGUACUCUGGUACAGGGGGUCCUGCGCCUGCUCCCGGAGAGAUGUGGAACGCGGGCGACAGCUACAUGGAGGACGCCAAGGUGCUUCUCCACAAUAUCUACGCCCAGUCGCGCCCCACUACCUGCCAGGCUCUGCUACUGCUUGGCUAUCGGGAGGUAGGCAUCGGCGCCAUGGCACAGGCCUGGGUGUACAUUGGCAUGGCCGUGCGCAUGGCCCAGGACCUGGGCCUUCACAAGAACGCGGACAAGUGGUCGAACGUCGGCAAGGUCCUCUUCACCGACACUCAGCUGCAGGAGCGGCGGCGAAUCUGGUAUGGUUGUGUAGUACUGGACAAGUACAUCUCCGCAUACAUCGGUCGCCCGGUCGCCAUCUUUGAAAACGAUUUUGAUACCGAGUUGCCCAGCGACGGUGAGCCUGACGAGAUGGAAGGAUGGCUUCCUCAUCCCUCGCCCGUCUUCGUCGGCGAUGUCUUAGAAAAUCACCCCCCACGCACCACGCCUGUGACGGGUCACGUCAUCUCCUGUUUCAACGAGUCGGCAAAGCUCUCGAUCAUUCUCAGCAUGAUCAUGCAGGCCGUCUACCCCAUCCGUCCGCACACUUUCCGCCAGCCCGAGUUCGCGCGCAUUGAGCAGCUUCUCGACAAGUGGUACAUCGACCUCCCAGAGCAUCUGCGGUUCGACCCGUCGUCGCCGAAGUAUUACACGCGGCCGCCGCAUGUACUCACGCUCCACGCACAGUACUGGUGCACGGUCAUCUUACUGCAUAGGCCAUUUACCCGCCACCUCACCGCGAUGUCCAGUAGAGGAUUAUCGCCUUCGAUUCGGGAGCAGGAGCUUCGGGCGAAUGCCCGAAAGAAUUACGACCAGUGUGUGAGGGCUGCGAACCAGAUCACUGCCAUUGUGUCUAUAUACGCUGAACACCACUGUCCACGACGAGCCGCCGUUUUCCUGUGCUUCUACGUGUUCACCGCAGCAAUCAUGCACGUCUCGACUCUCACGACAUACGCUGCCGAUCCCCAGGCCAGCGAGGGCCUCCGGAAGUGUAUGUUCGUGCUCAACCGAAUGCAUUACGUCUGGCCGGCGGCUUGGCGUGCAAAUGAGCUGUUGCAUGGCGUCAAGGUGCUGCCGUCGCAGGGUGUCCCGCUCAGGAUCUCGACAUCGGAGCGCACCAAGCGCAUCGCCGACACCAUGGAGGAGGGCCAGACGGCCCAAAACGCUCCGACAAACGGCGGUGCCUACCGGCAGGGACAGGGCUUCGGCGAGAACGGCUCCGGCUCGUCUCAGCCGACGUUCCCUCUCCAGCUCGAGAUUCCCUCCGCCGAGCCGCAGCCGUUCUACCAGUCGUACCCGCGCUGGAACGCCGAGAACCCGCUUCCGACGCUGACGAGCAGCCUCUCGACGUCCGUGCUGCCGCAGCAGUACAGCACAGGGAUGGUCGACGACCGCGCGCAGCGGUCGCAGGACCGGCCGGGUCGGUACCCGCAGUACUGGAGCGACUACACAGCGAUGGGCCAGAUAGACACGAGCUUCAAUAUGCCUGUCAUGGGCGGCAUGGUUUCGCCGCAGUCAGCCCAAGCCGACCAGCAGAUGUACGCCGCGGACCAGUAUUCCCUCUAUAAUGACCUAUCUCAGACUAAUCAGCAAUAGUACAAAUGACAUAGUCAUUUCUCUUUCUCGGUCUCCCGACAAACCAAGUAUGUAAUCUCGUGUCUUGAGCUCUUGUUUCUCCUUGCCACGCAGCUCUUAUUUCACACUCUGUAUCACUUUCGUUACACUCCACUGUUGCGCGCGCAUAACACAUGGCACAUUGUAGCUUUACAGCUGGGACAAUAUCAUU